Molecule: messenger RNA, 1824 nt
Organism: Paramecium primaurelia
Lineage: Eukaryota; Ciliophora; Oligohymenophorea; Peniculida; Parameciidae
Source: the annotation of a GenBank genome assembly
AUGAUCGAUAGAAGUUUUUAACUUAACUCUUCCUAUGAUUCUCAAAGUACAUUACCUCCUAAAAAUAAACAAUUCUCUCCUGUUAUCACAUAACUUAUGAGAAAAGAUAGAGAAAUUGAAUAAAUGCGGGAUGAGUUAUCAUAAUAGAAUUAUUUGAUUGAUGAAUUGUCUUAAUAAAUUCAUUAUUUGGAACAAUAACUUAGAGACAAUGAAGGAUUCAAAGAAAAAUAUUAAUCAUUAAGUGAAGAUUACAAUUAACAAUAAAAAGAUGUUCAAAAAUUAAAAGUACCUGUUUAAACUACUACAGCAAAAGAAAUUAUGAAUUUAUUUAUAGAAUAAGAUAAAUAAGGAGAGGAUAAUGUUCAAAUUAAAUAUAUUGAAACUACUCCAUAUUAUUAAUAAGAAUUAUAAGAGUCUAUUAACAGAGAAUUAGAAUAAAAAGAAAUAUUAGACAUAUUUAUAAGACAUUGUAGUUAAAUGAAUUAAUAAAUUAUAUCAAAGAAUUAAGAAAUACUAUAAUUGUCUAUAUAGAAACAAGAAGAAAUGGUUGAGUAACUUAUCAAAAAAGAAGAUGAAUUAUUAUUUUAUAAAGAAAAAAGUAGAGUACUUUUUGAACUAUUGUAAUGUAAUAUGGAUAUUACUAAAUUAUAUUAAAAAUAACAUUAAGGAUUGAGAUAAGCUUUAAAAGGUUGUUGGACUAUUAAUAUGGAUUAAUCUUAGUAAAUUGAAUAGGUAAUUAAAUUAUUAGAUAAUUCAUAUCAAUAAGGUAAUUCUCUUCCAUUUAAACCAAUAUUAGAUCAAAUAAAACAAUAAUCAAAUUAAAGCUAUUCUAAUAAAAUGAUGUCAUAAUUAGAGUUAUUUAUCAAUAAAGUAUGUAUAGUUGAUGGAAAGAAUCCUUUUGAAAAGGUGUAGAAGAUGAUUAAUUAAUUAGAUAAGUAUUAAUAAAUAUGCUAAAGUAUUUAAGAAGAAAAAUAAGAAAUGAUUGAGGAACUUUAAUAUUAUAAAAAUAAAUUAUUGGAAUAAGAUGAAACUAUCAAAGAGUUUGAGAAAUUAUUAAGUGAAAUGGAAGACAAUUAUCAUUAAUAGUUGAAUACUUAAACUUAAUAAUUAAAUGAAAUCAAUUAAAAGAAUGAAUUGAUUGCUCAUUAUUAAUUAAUAUUAGAUGAUUACAAAUUAUAAAUAUCAUCAAAAUAAGAUUAAAGAAUAAUAAAUGAUUAAGAAACUGAAACUCAGAAAGAAUAAUUAUUAGAAGAAGUUCUAAAAAUAAUAACUAUAAUUCUAUAGGGUUAUAAUACUAUGACGAAUGAUUAUUAAUUAAAUAUUGAUAUAAAUGGUAUCAAUUUAAAUAAGUAUAUAUAUAUUUUUUAUAAAUUAUGUAGGAAAGUACAAAUUGAUAUUAAUCCUGUGAUACAUAAUUAUAUAAAUAAAAUACAAUAACAAGUGAAUAAUUAAUUCAUGAGUACUGGUAAGAAUUAUUAUGAAUUAACUAAUCAUAUGGUAAAUUGUUUGUAAUUAAUGAAACAAUAAUUACCUCAACAUCAAUUAAAAGUAUGAGAUUUUAGUAAUUAAUUUAAGAAUUUUAUUAAUAAUACAAGUAUUGAAUACAUAGAAAAAUUUAAUCAAAUUAGUUAUUGCUAUUUUGUAAAGUAAGAAAAACUCACUAGUACAGAAAAGGAUAUAUAUAGAAAAUAUUACACUUAUAUACCAAGAUUAUUAGGUGAAUUAAUCGAAAACUAAACACAAACUUUUAUUAAAUUACUAAGAGAAAAAGUUUAUAAUAGUAUUAUGUGUGAACCUAUUGUUUAAAAUAAAACAUAUUAAUGA